AGUCCUGAGCCGACACAGUGGCCUCCGGACGCGUGCACGCCUCACCCCCCCCAGUCAUGACGUCACAUGGGGUAGAGCCCUAAGACUCUACUGGGGGGGGGCAGAGCUACCCGAGCUGGGACAGUCACUCACUCUCCUGGCUGUGGGGCUGGGCCAGACAGCGCCGCCCCCACCGCGCCCGCCUCGCACACCCUCUGAAGCGCAGGCUCGCGGCACUGCACUGGGGUGGGGGGGCUCCUCGGCACCCCAGUCUCGAGUCCCCAGCCCGCUGCACCUCCGGGCCCCCCUUCGCCCUCGAGAGGCACCAGGAGUUGUCGCAAGGGGGCCUCGGGAAAUUCCCUGGACCCCUGUGCCAGGAGGUGCCCGGUUCGCCCGCUCCCCAUCCACCCCCCCGAGGGCGGUGCCCGGGGGCGCUGCCCCAUGGAGCGGGGAGGCGGGCGCCGUCUGCUGCGGGAGCCGUGACCUGAGUCGGAGCUGUGUGUCGCAGCCGUCCCGACCCUUGCUGAUCAUGCGCCCGCGACCCUGGCUCGUCAGUCCCACCGGGCUGUGAGCCCCCCACUCCCGGCCUGUCACGGCCCGCGCGCCAUGGGCAGCGCCUACCCUCGCCCCUGGCUGCGGCUCCCACCCCGGCCCCAGCCGCGGCCUGAGCUCUGGGCGCUCCUGUUCUUUCUACUGCUGCUGGCUGCCGCUGUGCCCAGGUCAGCACCCAAUGACAUCCUGGGCCUUCGAGUACCAGAGCCUGUGCUCAAUGCCAACACAGUGUGCCUGACAUUGCCCGGCCUGAGCAGGCGGCAGAUGGAGGUGUGUGUGCGUCACCCUGACGUGGCCGCUUCUGCCAUCCAGGGCAUCCAGAUCGCCAUCCAUGAGUGCCAACACCAGUUCCGGGACCAGCGCUGGAACUGCUCUAGCCUGGAGACUCGAAACAAAAUCCCCUACGAAAGUCCCAUCUUCAGCAGAGGUUUUCGAGAGAGUGCUUUUGCCUAUGCCAUCGCUGCUGCAGGGGUGGUGCACGCAGUGUCCAACGCGUGCGCCCUGGGUAAACUGCAGGCCUGCGGUUGCGACGCCUCCAGGCGUGGGGACGAAGAGGCCUUCCGUCGGAAGCUGCACCGCCUGCAAGUAGACGCCCUGCAACGCGGGAAGGGCCUGAGCCACGGGGUCCCGGAACACCCUGCCCUGCCCCCUGCCAGUCCAGGCCUGCAGGACUCCUGGGAAUGGGGCGGCUGCAGUCCUGACGUGGGCUUCGGAGAACGCUUCUCUAAGGACUUUCUGGACUCCCGGGAGCCUCACAGAGACAUCCACGCUCGCAUGAGACUCCACAAUAACCGAGUGGGCCGACAGGCGGUGAUGGAGAACAUGCGGCGAAAGUGCAAGUGCCAUGGCACGUCAGGUAGCUGCCAGCUCAAGACGUGCUGGCAGGUGACGCCUGAAUUCCGCGCGGUGGGGGCGCUGCUGCGCAACCGCUUCCACCGCGCCACGCUCAUCCGGCCGCACAACCGCAACGGAGGCCAGCUGGAGCCCGGCCCUGCGGGGGUACCCUCGCCAGCCCCGGGCACUCCCGUGCCGCGCCGCCGGGCCAACCCCUCCGACUUGGUAUACUUCGAGAAAUCUCCCGACUUCUGCGAGCGCGAGCCGCGCCUGGACUCGGCGGGCACUGUGGGCCGCCUUUGCAACAAGAGCAGCGCGGGCCCGGAUGGCUGCGGCAGCAUGUGCUGCGGCCGGGGCCACAACAUCCUGCGCCAGACACGAAGCGAGCGCUGCCACUGCCGCUUCCACUGGUGCUGCUUCGUGGUCUGCGAAGAAUGCCGCAUCACCGAGUGGGUCAGCGUCUGCAAGUGAGAGAAGCCCAGGCUCCCCUGGGUCUCAAGAAAGGUUCUACUGGAGCCUGGCCUCUGCUGCUAGUGAUCUGGGCCUGUCAGCAUCCUCCUUGGCUCCUAGGAGAGGAGGUUGGACCUCUCAGCUCUGAGGGUCUGCAAUCACCAGACAGUCCAGACCUGUCUGACUUCUCACUUCUGUGGGUUCCCCUCUUCCUGUUCCAAGCUCAGACAGCCCCGGGUGGGGUGCUGGAGACAGCCCCACACCCUGGAACAUGUCAGACAGCCCAGCCCUGCAGGCCUGAGUCCUGUCAUCCUUUUUCCCUUUCCCCAAGAGUGGUAGGCAGUGCACAGAAACUGAUGGGCACUGUGGAAGGAGAUUAAAAUGAAGAACUGGGCAUAAUCAAGAUGAAGUGAAUCUUCAAAAGCCCCAGAUGCCCUCCAUCCUCCACCAUCUUCUGCCUCUAUCAUUCACAUAAUGGAUAGGAUAUUUAUUUUGCACUCUCUCUGUGGCACUCUUUGAGGGGUGGAGAGAAGCCCUCUUGGAGUUUACAUGCUUUCUGAGAGAGAUGGACAAUAAACCAGUAAACAUACAA
Nannospalax galili (Upper Galilee mountains blind mole rat) is the source of this 2407-nucleotide messenger RNA. RefSeq names its product Wnt family member 10A (gene Wnt10a). NCBI's taxonomy places the organism in Eukaryota, Metazoa, Chordata, Mammalia, Rodentia, Spalacidae. Gene Ontology annotation, cellular component: extracellular region. Gene Ontology annotation, biological process: multicellular organism development; neuron differentiation; cell fate commitment. Gene Ontology annotation, molecular function: frizzled binding; cytokine activity. The transcript has 4 exons. Bases 586 to 1836 code for a protein of 416 amino acids. The record is from RefSeq and is a predicted model, not a curated record.